GGUGAGAUGCGGCGGCUGCUGCUGCUGCUCGGGUGGCUCUGGGGGCCCUGGGGACCACUCGGUGCCCUGGCCCAGGGCACUCCAACCGGGACAGGUUUGGCAGAGGACGUGGUAGACUUGGAGUUUUCCACCGAGCAGCCGCUCCAUCUCGUGAGUCCCUCGUUCCUGUCUAUCACCAUCGACGCCAACCUGGCCACCGACCCGCGGUUCAUCACCUUCCUGGGCUCUCCAAGGCUUCGAACUUUAGCCAGAGGUUUAUCUCCUGCAUACUUGAGAUUUGGUGGUACCAAGACCGACUUCCUUAUUUUUGAUCCCAAGAAGGAACCAACUUUUGAAGAAAGAAGUUACUGGCAAUCUCAAGUCAACCACGACGUUUGCCAGUCUGAGCCUGUCUCUCCUGAUGUGAUGAGGAGACUCCAGAGGGAAUGGCCCUUCCUGGAGCUGUUGCUGCUCAAAGAACAAUACCAAAGAGAAUUCAAGAACAGCACCUACUCAAGAAGCUCAGUGGACAUGCUGUACAGUUUUGCAAAGUGCUCAGGGCUAGACCUGAUCUUUGGUCUGAAUGCAUUGCUAAGAACUCCAGACAUGCGUUGGAACAGCUCCAACGCUCAGCUGCUGCUGGGGUACUGUGCUUCCAAGGGUUACAACAUCUCCUGGGAACUGGGCAACGAGCCCAACAGUUUCUGGAAGAAAGCUCACAUUUUCAUCGAUGGGCUGCAGUUAGGACAAGAUUUUGUUGAGUUUCAUAAGCUUCUACGAAAGUCAGCUUUCAAAAAUGCAAAACUCUAUGGUCCUGACAUUGGCCAGCCUCGAGGGAAGACCGUUAAGCUGCUGAGAAGUUUCCUGAAAGCUGGUGGAGAAGUGAUUGACGCCCUUACGUGGCAUCACUACUACUUAAAUGGACGCAUUGCCACCAAAGAAGAUUUUCUGAGCUCUGAUGUGCUGGACACCUUUAUUUUAUCUGUGCAAAAAAUUCUAAAGGUGACUAAGGAAAUUAGACCUGGCAAAAAGGUCUGGUUGGGAGAAACAAGCUCUGCCUAUGGCGGUGGUGCACCCUCGCUGUCCAACACCUUUGCUGCUGGCUUUAUGUGGCUGGAUAAAUUGGGCAUCUCAGCCCAGAUGGGCAUAGAAGUGGUGAUGAGGCAGGUGUUCUUCGGAGCGGGCAACUACCACUUAGUGGAUGAAAACUUCGAGCCUUUACCUGAUUACUGGCUAUCUCUUCUGUUCAAGAAACUGGUGGGUCCCCAGGUGCUCAUGGCGCGAGUGAAAGGCCUAGACAGAAGCAAACUUAGAGUGUAUCUCCACUGCACAAACACCCACCACCCAAGGUAUCAGGACGGAGAUUUAACCCUAUAUGCCUUGAAUCUCCAUAAUGUCACCAAGCAUGUGAAGUUGCCAUAUCAACUGUUUAACAAGCCAGUGGACAAGUACCUUUUAAAGCCUUUUGGACCUGAUGGGUUACUUUCCAAAUCUGUCCAACUCAACGGUGAAACCCUGAAGAUGGUGGAUGACCAGACCCUGCCAGCUUUAACAGAGAAACCUCUACGGCCAGGAAGCUCACUAGGCAUGCCUGCCUUUUCCUAUGGAUUUUUUGUCAUAAGAAAUGCCAAAAUUGCUGCUUGUUUAUGAAAAUAAAAUUCAUACAAUAGCCCUGAGACGAAAGGGAUCAGGGGUGUUAUUCGUAAGAGUGAAGCUCAAGAGCCUUGGGAGGUCUAGGGCAAGCUUCAGUGCUGGAUCAAGUGUGAUGACAGUUAAUGGCACUGUGUGCCAAAUGAUGCUUAGCAUUUUGCAUGCACUAUUUGGGGGGGUUAUCAAAAAUGUAUAUGAAUGCCUCUGAUAUGACCAAGAGGCAAAUAAGUGAAGGAUGUGUCAUGAUUUUUUAAACCUUUGUUAGUAUUAUUAUUACUACUACUAUUAUUAUUAUUGUUAGCAGAUUGUCAAUUCUGUCCUCCAGGGCCCUCUCUGUAGCUCACUGCCACAAGUUCACACUGGCUGUAAAAGACAUUCAGCUGCUCACAUCUCAGAGAACUAAAAUGAAGAGAGCGGACCCCAAGCCUCGUCCCUUUGUUCUUCAGAAACCAUCUGUGGAAGGACAGAUGGUUGGGUGGGGUUGGAUUAAGAACAAACAAACAAACAAACAAACAACAGUGACAACAACUGAGAGGGAAGGUAUGGCACAAGGUUUGGAAAUGACUGUAAAGGACGGUCGGUUGACUGAGAAGUUUCAGGAAACACCUGACACAUCAAGCCAUUGUAGUGUUUACUUUUUCUAUACCAUUAGUUCUUGCCUGGCUUGGGGAGCUUUGGCCUGUGAGUAAUGAGACCUCUAAACGAGGAUAUUUAUGUCCCACAUGAGAAGCUGCCCAAGUGAGUGAGGCAGGGUUCAAUCACAGUGGGGGGGGGGCUUCUUUCUCCUGAAGUCUGUAGCACUGGCUCUGGUCACAUGACGGCUGUGACUGACCUACAGAGUCACUGAGAUCUCAAAGCAACCCAUGGGAGAGGAUGAGUGAUUCCUUCAGAGACCCGAAGACAUCUUUCCUGGACAUUUUCCCUGCAAGCCUCUCUUCAAGUCUCAAGUCCUACUGGCCAGGAAUAGGUCUAUGGUCAUUUUCCCAGUCACCACCCAUGGCCAUUGGCUGCCACUAAUUGUCAUCAGACCAUCUUUGUCUGGGGUAGAGAGGUUUGGUGGAGUCCACAACACUGGACAUUAUAGUCCUGUGCUUUGGUCAAGUAACAAAAUGUAACUAUUCCCCCCCCCAAGGAUUUUAAUCCUCUUAAGGAUUAUGAUUCUAUAUUUUUGUGUCUGCUAUGAAUAUUAUCUCAAUUGAAUUUGAGUACAUUAGACCUUUAAGGGAUGCCUCAAUACGCUCAAAUUUUUAUGCAAGCAGUUUUUAUAUUUCCACAUUUGAAAUAAACUAAUUUUAUAGCCUUAA
Phodopus roborovskii (desert hamster) is the source of this 2933-nucleotide messenger RNA. It is a transcript of the gene Hpse, whose product is annotated as heparanase. NCBI's taxonomy places the organism in Eukaryota, Metazoa, Chordata, Mammalia, Rodentia, Cricetidae. The coding region runs from base 7 to 1629 and encodes 540 amino acids. Gene Ontology annotation, cellular component: extracellular matrix; membrane. The transcript is spliced from 12 exons. Gene Ontology annotation, molecular function: hydrolase activity, acting on glycosyl bonds. The record is from RefSeq and is a predicted model, not a curated record.